AUGGAACAGCGACUGCAGGAGCAGUCCCAGCAGCAGCAGCAGCAGCAGCAUCGGCAAUUGACGUUCGACGCGAACCGGGCGGACUUGGCGAACCUGUACCAGGAAGAGUCGGUGCUGACCUUCGACGGCCAGGAGAUCAAGGGCAAGGAGGCUAUCCUCACCAAACUCACCUCCCUUCCCUUCCAGCAGUGCCAGCACCACAUCGGCACCAUCGACUGCCUGCCCUCCGGCGGCGCGGUCUUCGUCCUCGUCACCGGCAACGUACAGCUAGACGGCAAGCAGGACGCCCUCGAUUUCUCUCAGAUACCACCUUUUGGCUCCCUUUUUGGUACUCUUGGAGUUACUUCUGUCAUGAUUUUCACAUUGUCUCACAUUGUUGCUCGACGCGUCUGGUGUAUUGCUUUUUGA
Messenger RNA from Syzygium oleosum, 408 nucleotides. Its product is annotated as nuclear transport factor 2B-like. The record is from RefSeq and is a predicted model, not a curated record. Gene Ontology annotation, biological process: nucleocytoplasmic transport. The coding region runs from base 1 to 408 and encodes 135 amino acids. NCBI's taxonomy places the organism in Eukaryota, Viridiplantae, Streptophyta, Magnoliopsida, Myrtales, Myrtaceae. Gene Ontology annotation, cellular component: nuclear pore central transport channel. The transcript has 3 exons.